UGAACCGCGGCCCACUUGUAGAGACCGAAAACGCAAUCCGACGGUUGAAUUUUUUUGGCCAAGCAUUGUGUAACGCCUCUAUCCAGAACCCAUUUCUGUGGUGCAAAUGAAUUUCAUUGAUAUAAAUCUCCCAUAAUAGCAAACCAAGCUCAUCAUUAUCAAGAACCAUGAAUGACACAGUGGACAAGCUAGUCAUCUUCCUAGCAAAGAGAGAUGGCAUAGACAAGCUGGUCAAGACCUUCCAAUAUGUUUCCAAGCUUGUCCACUGGCAUAUAGAAGCCACCAAUCCUGCAGCUGCCCAAAGAGCGAAGCAAUGGGAGGUGGCCUCAGGCCUCAGCCGCAAAGCUUUUCGAUCCGGCCGGUUCCUAACAGGCUUCAAUGCCCUCAGACGGAAUCCUGGCUCAACCCCAUUCUUCCGCUUCCUUGCCAUUUUCGCCAAUGCUGGCGAGAUGGUCUACUUCUUCUUCGACCAUUUUCUGUGGCUAUCGAGAAUUGGGGUGAUCGACACUGGUCUAGCCAGGAAGAUGAGCUUCAUAUCUGCCUUUGGUGAGGCUCUUGGGUAUGUUUUCUUCCUUAUAUCAGACUUUAUUAUCAUUAAUGAGGGGUUGUUGGAACAAAGGAACCUCCAAAAGUGCAUCUUGGUAGAGGAGUCUUCGACUGAGAAAGCUGCGGAGAGGAUGGAAACCGUGAAGAAGAUCAGGGCUGACAGGAUUAUGAGGUUGAUGGCGGUGGCUGCCAAUGUCGCUGAUCUAGUGAUAGCAGUGGCAGACAUCGAACCCAAUCCGCUGUGUAACCAUACGGUUACGUUGGGGAUUAGUGGGCUCGUCUCUGCAUGGGCUGGUUGGUAUAGAAACUGGCCCACCUGAAGUCCUAAAGUGUCAUCUCAAGUCGAGUAAAAGGCAAACCGAAUGCCACCCGAUGAUAGUUUACAGUCUACCUCAUCAUGUUAUCUUAUCCUUGUGGAUGCAAUUUCAUUGCUGUGAUAGUUCAUGUGCUUGUAUGGAAUUGUUUGUGAUGAAAAUCAUGAGCAGAUACACCAUGAAAUGGCAAACUGCCUUUGUGGCAGUUGCAACGGGGUACCGAAUUCGAUGUCUUUUCUGAUCUACUUACAUCAGCUUAUGAUCUGCUUCAA
Messenger RNA from Magnolia sinica, 1132 nucleotides. RefSeq names its product peroxisomal membrane protein 11B. Gene Ontology annotation, cellular component: peroxisomal membrane. The transcript has a single exon. Bases 168 to 866 code for a protein of 232 amino acids. The record is from RefSeq and is a predicted model, not a curated record. Gene Ontology annotation, biological process: regulation of peroxisome size; peroxisome fission. Lineage: Eukaryota; Viridiplantae; Streptophyta; Magnoliopsida; Magnoliales; Magnoliaceae.